Drosophila subobscura is the source of this 768-nucleotide messenger RNA. It is a transcript of the gene RpL15, whose product is annotated as 60S ribosomal protein L15. Gene Ontology annotation, molecular function: RNA binding; structural constituent of ribosome. Gene Ontology annotation, cellular component: ribosome; cytosolic large ribosomal subunit. The transcript has 3 exons. The record is from RefSeq and is a predicted model, not a curated record. Gene Ontology annotation, biological process: cytoplasmic translation. Bases 111 to 725 code for a protein of 204 amino acids. NCBI's taxonomy places the organism in Eukaryota, Metazoa, Arthropoda, Insecta, Diptera, Drosophilidae.
CUGUUUUGAAAGCAACUCUGAUUUGAUGUUGAUUUUCAGAAGCCAACUUCACUGACUUCCUUCUUUUAGAAUUUGGUCGUCUCAUAAGCAGGGUCUAUCAAACAUUGGAAAUGGGGGCCUAUCGUUAUAUGCAGGAGCUGUAUAGGAAGAAGCAAAGUGAUGUUAUGCGUUACUUGCUGCGUAUACGGGUGUGGCAGUACCGCCAGUUGACGAAACUUCAUCGUUCACCUAGACCCACGCGUCCCGAUAAGGCUCGUCGCUUGGGUUACCGGGCCAAGCAAGGAUUCGUGAUUUACAGGAUUCGUGUCCGCCGUGGAGGACGCAAGCGUCCAGUGCCAAAAGGUUGCACGUACGGCAAGCCAAAAAGCCAUGGCGUUAACCAACUGAAACCCUAUCGUGGAUUGCAGUCGAUUGCGGAGGAGCGUGUCGGUCGCAGACUUGGAGGAUUGCGUGUUUUAAAUUCCUAUUGGAUUGCACAAGACGCUUCAUACAAGUACUUUGAGGUGAUUCUAAUCGACACUCAUCAUAGUGCGAUUCGCCGCGAUCCUAAAAUCAACUGGAUUUGCAAACAUGUGCACAAGCAUCGCGAGCUUCGGGGCCUUACCUCUGCUGGUAAGAGCUCACGUGGUAUUGGCAAGGGUUAUAGAUAUUCCCAGACAAUUGGCGGAUCUAGACGUGCUGCCUGGAAGCGCAAGAACCGCGAGCAUAUGCACAGGAAACGUUAAAUUGUAAAUUUUAUCUUCCUUUGAAUGCGGCUUUUGAAUAACA